GAUAGCACUUAUCAGGAAUUUUCGUCUCCUAAAUUUUCCGAAAAACUCACUUUUACUUCUCUCUCUAUUUCCCCCCUAAUUAUCGGUUUGUAUCGGAGGAAAAGAAAGAAAUAAAAAACCCUAAUUGUUUUUCAUCGGAAAACCACUGUUGGGCCUUAAAUCGGCUUCGAUUGGAGCGAUUAUAGAGCUUCAAUGGUGUGAGUCUGUGGAAGAUCUGGAGGAAGAGACGCUGAUACAGCAUAACCAAUGGCCGAUAAAGAGCUAGAAGAGCAACUUCUUGAAGCUGGUAACAAGCUCAUAGAUCCUCCGUCGUCGGUGGAGGAGCUCCUCUCACUUUUAGAUCAAGUUGAGAGUUGCCUAUCAAAGGUUGAGCAAUCACCUACGAACUCUAUGCAAAAUGCACUCUCUCCAUCAUUGAAAGCAUUAAUUUCGGAAAAACUUUUAAGGCAUUCAGAUGCUGAUGUCAAAGUUGCAGUUGCCUCUUGCAUCAGUGAAAUAACAAGAAUCACUGCACCUGAUGCUCCUUAUGAUGAUGAUCAAAUGAAGGAGAUCUUUCAAUUAACUGUAUCUUCGUUUGAAAAUCUACAUGAUAAGUCCAGCCGAUCAUAUGCUAAGAGGACCUCAAUUCUUGAAACUGUUGCAAAAGUCAGAUCGUGCGUGGUAAUGCUGGACCUUGAAUGUGAUGCUCUGAUUUUGGAGAUGUUUCAGCAUUUCUUGAAAGCAAUAAGGGAACAUCAUCCAGAGAAUGUUUUUUCAUCCAUGGAAACAAUUAUGACCCUUGUUCUAGAGGAAAGUGAAGAUAUAUCCCUGGACUUACUUUCUCCACUCCUGGCCAGUGUUAAGAAAGACAAUAAGGAAGUUUUUCCAAUUGCUCAGAAAUUGGGGGAGAGGGUUCUUGAAAGUUGUGCAACCAAGCUUAAACCCUACUUAGUGCUAGCAGUGAAAACCUUGGGUAUAUCUGUGGAUGAUUAUAGUAACGUACUUGCUUCAAUAUGCCAAGAUACAUCUGAUAGCUUGGAGAAAAAUGAUGAAGAUAAGAGCGAAUCAGCAAAACAGUCACUGGAGGAGUCAUCAACGCAAGGGAUUAAAGAGGAUGCAAGGGAAGCGGAACCUUCUCACCAAGAUAAUCAUGUUGGGGAUAGAUCUCCCAAAUCGGUCAUGAGCAAUGGUGUUGCAUGUGUUGGAGAAGAAAAUGCUUUAGCAGAUUCCAAGCCCAUUAAAAAACAAGAAGAUGCUGAUUAUUCUGAUCACUCCAAAGGUAUGAAUAUAUCUGAUCAUGAGGAGCUCAAAGAUUUGGAAGCUGGAAAAGUUGACAAUAGUGAACAAAAGCCAAAACAAGGCCGCAAGAGGCGAGGAAGGAAAUCACACUCUUCAAUGGCAGAACCUUCUUUGGUUCAAAUUGUUACUAAUGAGAAGGAAGCUCACAAAGUGCUUGAUUCUGAAAGUAACAUCAAGGAAGUUCCCAGUUCCCCUCUCGAGGACCAUUCUGUUGGAGCAGCAGGACCUUCAGAGAAUGACAAAGAGAAUGAUGAUAAGAUUUCAUCACCAAAAGCACGAGAUGUUGAAUCCGAUGCUGUUGUUUCUCCUUCACCGACUGAGAGCCUCCACAACUUAAAUCAUUCCAAGAAACUUGGACGAGCAAAAACAAAAGAUGGUCCUGCAAAAGAAGGGGCUGGAGAGGAUGUUUCAAAGAAGGAGUCUGAAGGAACAAGUGAUUCAGAAGCCAAACUUGCCAGGCGGUCAGUGAAAAAGACACUUGGUCAGAACUCUGAUGUGAAAAAAACUACUGUGGAAGAUUCAGUCAAAAAAGGAAAUGGGGAUGCAAGUGACAAAGAUGCUAAAAAGCACUCGGUCAAGAAAUUAGAUGAAAAUGACAGGGUUGGUGGUGGGUCCUCUUUAAGGCUGCCAGAGGACAAGAAAAAGUCAGGGCGGGGGAAAGGUAACUCUGAAACAAGUGUAGCAAAAACUUCUGGUAUUGAUGUAAAUAAGGAAAUACUGUCUUCUCUAAGAUCUGGUACAAAAUCAACUCAAGAUGAAAAUUCAGAGGAAACUCCCAAGACCAAUGCCAAGAGGAAACGCACUCCAGGAAAAGAAAAUGAGUCUGACACCAAGGAAUAUGGUCAAAACCUUGUUGGUUUACGGGUUAAAGUUUGGUGGCCUAAGGAUCGUGAGUUUUACAAAGGUUUCGUUGAUUCUUUUGAUUCUUCCAAAAAGAAGCACAAGGUCUCGUAUGAUGAUGGUGAUGAAGAAAUAUUAAAUCUUGGGAAGGAAAAAUGGAAGGUCAUUGAAUCUGACUCGGAUACAGAUGGGGAAGAAGGAAAUGAUCGUGCAAGUCUUGAUGCUUCGACUGAUAUGCACCCAAAGAAGAAAGGGAAAACUGCUGGUGAAUCAACUAAGAAAGGAAAGACGGAUGCUUCUUCCAGAAGUGGUGGAGCAGCAGCGUCCUGUAGAUCAAAGGGCUCGUCCAUGAAGUCUAGCCAUAAGUCCAAAGAUGGCAGCAAAUCCAAAGAUUCCAAGACUAUUAACAAAUCCGAGGAUGAAGUUAGUGGAAAAUCUAAGGACAGCACUCCCAAAAGUGGUAGCAGUAAAUCUAUUGCUGCAGCACAAAAAGUGUCUAGCAAAUCAAAGAACACUAAUAGUUCCAAGACAAGCAAAUCAAAGAAUGAAGAUAUUAGCACGUCAAAACUUUCUGCCAAGUCUAAGCAAGAAACCCCCAAGAGCGGAAAAUCCAUGCAAGAAACCCCUAAGACUGCUGCUUCCAAGGGAAAACCCCCCAAAAGUGGUGGAAAGUCCAAUGUCAAUGGUACUGGCAAGGUGAAAUCCGGUAUAUUGAAGAGAGAAGAUUCAGAGAAUGAGAACUCAGAUGUUUCAGCAAGAAAGGUAGAAGAUACAAAGGGCAAGAAGGCAAGUUCAUCGAAGGGACAAGGAAGCGAGACCAAGAGUGGAAAGAAGCGUAGGAGAAGCUAAGUGGAUAUUAUUCUUGCUGUUUAUACCUUAACUGCGUGCUUGUCUUCUGCUUAUCAUAGUACUCUUCCUUACAGCAUUUAAAUAUUUCUUUCGCCGGCCUGAGUCCUCAAGUGAAUCUCAAAGCCGUGUAGGUAUCUGUUCAUUUGUGGUAAUUAUCUCGUUGUUGCUAGCAUUGAUAUCCUUAGUUAAGUUAGUUUAGUUGUAGUAUGGGUUAGGAUACUUAGUUCUUGUUCUUCAUAUUUUGGAUGGAUGUUUUUUUUUGAAUGCAACAGCUGAGAACAUUUGGUUAGCAGCCUUCAUUGGAAGAUUGCUUUGGCACUCCCCGAUUCUGACAGGUUUAUCAGAGUUUGUACAUUGAUAAGUUAAGCCGUGUUUAUUGUUGAGAUAAUACUUACAGCAUAAUUGAUGUGGUUGAGCUAUUAAAGUUAAGGCACUAACUUGAGAAUAACCUAAUAUUUGUUCGGUUUAUUUAGUUUGCAUGCUUGAGUGUUCAACGUUAGCGGGUAAAUGAAAA
Gastrolobium bilobum is the source of this 3481-nucleotide messenger RNA. RefSeq names its product sister chromatid cohesion protein PDS5 homolog C-like. Gene Ontology annotation, biological process: mitotic sister chromatid cohesion; DNA repair. NCBI's taxonomy places the organism in Eukaryota, Viridiplantae, Streptophyta, Magnoliopsida, Fabales, Fabaceae. The record is from RefSeq and is a predicted model, not a curated record. Bases 247 to 2967 code for a protein of 906 amino acids. The transcript has 14 exons. Gene Ontology annotation, cellular component: nucleus; chromatin.